CCGAGAUCUGGCCCGCGCCUUUGAGCUCCUAGAGCUGGCCGCUGUGCACCUGUACCUGCUGCCUUGGAGAAAGGAGUUCACCACUAUCAAGGACGCGGACUGGUCCCCAUCUAUAAAAUGAAGCCGCUAAGACUGGGAAGAGAAGAGCAGAUCAGAACAGCCGGGAUCUUAUUCCUGCCUGGGUCCAGGUUAGGCGGCCAGGUCCAGGGCUUGCCUAGUCCCUUAGGUCAGAUGGCAGACCACCUAGAGGGGGUAGGGUUGCUCUGAGCUAAUUUUGAGUGGGAAGGCAAUGACAUCAGAACGCACGUGGGCGAGGUAAACCUCCACUGGUUGUCAUGGUAACGUCUCCCCCUCCACACCCCACCAGCCUGCCGCUCCACGGGGACACCUGAGAUCCCAGGGCUUUCAUUCAGUUCUGUCAAGCCAGAAGCCCACCCAUCAGCCCCAGGAGGACAGAGGCAGCCAGGCGUGGCCUUCACAUUGAAUAGUUCAGGAACAGUGUUGGGGUGGAGCUGGCAAGGAUAAAGCCCCUCCUAGCUGUGUGGUUUUAGGGAAAAGUUCCUUUUCUCUUAAGUCGAGGUGUAAUGCCCUAAGGAGGGUGUUCUGGCCAGUGCUCCUUGUGUGUAGACCUCCUCUCCCUAAGGGAUGCCUAGAGCUGCUGUAGUCAGUCACACUUAGACCCAAACUUAAACCCUGGAGCUUUGGUUCCAUAGGUAGCUUGGAUCUAGAAAGCACAUUAGGCUUUCUGGAAUACUACAGUUGUGGGAGGAAACAUAAACAAAGGGCAGAACAGAAUUUAAGAGGCUACCUGCCAGCAGGGUACAGUGGAAUGUUCCUGUAGGCUGAGGCAGGAGGAUGGCGAGUUUGGGGUCAAGCUGGGCUAUACAACGAGGACCUUGUCUCGACUUAAAGGGCUAAGGUUCAGAGACACAAAGCUUACUUAGCAUACACAAGGGUUUAGGUUCUCCGGGCUCACUCCAGACAGAUGGAAACUGUAUCGGGGGUGGGCACCAAGGUCAAGGCAGGCCUGAACUCACAUGGGCUGCAUCUAGGAACCUUUAUGGAAGAGCAUGCCUGACCAGGACCCUUCCUUACAGACCUUCUCAGGGGGCUAUGUGCAUGUGUUGAAGGGUGUACUCUCUGAGGAGCUCCUGACUCGAAGCUUCCAGAAGAUGGGCUACGUGCGCAGGGACAACCACCGCCUAAUGGUGACUACCCCACCCCCUGCCUGCCAGCUGGUGCAGGUGGCCCUGGGUUGCUUUGCUCUUCGGUUGGAGUGUGAGAUUCUAAGUGAGGUCCUGACUCAGCUGGGUACGAGCGUGCUACCAGCCGAGGAGCUGCUCCGAGCCCGACGGGCUAGUGGGGACGUAGCCUCCUGUGUAGCCUGGCUGCAGCAGCGGCUGGCCCAAGAUGAGGAGCCGCCACCCCUGCCCCCUCGGGGCACACCUGCCACUUAUGGGGCCCCAGUGGACCUGUAUCAGGACCUGCAGGAAGAUGAGAGCUCAGAGGCCAGUCUGUAUGGGGAGCCUUCCCCGGGGCCGGACUCACCUCCUGUGGAGCUGGCUUAUAGGCCACCACUCUGGGAGCAGAGUGCCAAACUGUGGGGUUCUGGAGGUCAGCCCUGGGAACCGCCAGCUGAUGAUAUGCAUGGGGCCGGCAGCCCACCAUAUGGGGCUCUGGAAGAGGAGUUGGAGCCAGAACCCUCUGCUUUCUCCUUCCUUUCUCUGCGCCGCGAGCUGAGUCGCUCAGAAGACUUAGCUCCCCCUGAAUCCCCUUCAAGCCCCAGGCAGGCCAGCCCCCGACACAGGCAGGCACAGGGGGCGGCAUCCUCGGCCUAUGGGCCUGCUGUUGAGCCUCUGAGCUACCAGGCACACAGCUGCUUGAGUCCUGGCAACCUACCCACCCUCUGCUGUGACACUUGCCGCCAGCUCCACGCUACCCACUGCACUGCCCUAUCUGCCUGCCGCCCGACUCAUUCACUGCGCAUUCUUCUUGGUGACAACCAGAGACGCCUGUGGCUGCAACGAGCACAGGUGGACACCCUGCUCUAUGACAGUCCUGGGGCCCAUCCCUAGGCCCGGAUGGACCCCAAGAAUUUUGGGGACAGUUCCCAUGGUGCUUCUUUUGGAAAAGGGCCUAGGCCACUGGCUGCCCUGGCCCUCCUAUUCCCCAGGGGCCAUUCAGGACCUGCAGUUGAAAGAGGGUAGAGCCUUCAUGGGACGCUCCCGCCUGGUGCCGCAUCAGGCCUCACCGACAUGCCUGUCUCCGCCCUGGUGCAGCAACAAGCUCAAUCAACAAGAUCCUUCCCUUUGCUCCCUAGCCUCAUGCCCAGGUGUGCUGGGUGGAGACGUCCAGGUCAUCCGUGUUACAGUACCCAAACUCAGAAAGACCCCACCCUAUGAACUGCUUGAAGCUCCCUACCUGAUCCCUGUAGAGUAUGACUGAGGACAUGUCCCUUUCCACGUGCUGAGAAGCCCUCACCCAGGGGGCUUGCAAGUGACACAGUUAAGAGUUAGAUUUGGGCCUCGUGGGAGGGUCUGAAAGAGCAGAGCUUACUCAGCUGUGAGGACCCUGGUUCACCUCUGCUGUUAGUGAGGCACACUCCCAGGCAGUGGGAGGAGCCGUCACCCCCACCCAGCAGGACUGAGUCUCUGCAGUCAGCUGCCUACCAGCCAGAGAGGGUGGGAGCAGGUACAAGCCACUUCUCAGGCUAUUGCCAAAAAGCAGCCCGCCGCCCCACCCCAUGUAGCUCAUUCUGGGCACGCAGUUAACCAGGAAGAAGUUAUACCCUCAUCUCCCAUGUGGGUAGCCCAGGACCCCUCACUAGGGGACCCUAAACUGCCAAGUCUCAGGACAGGGUUAGUGAAGGGCUGGAUUUUCAUCACCCACUUGGAGGUCCAGGCACAGAGAUCACCACUCUGCCACACUUCCUCUAGUGGCACCUCCUCAGCCAAGCCUGUCCCUGUUCCUCAUGCAGGGCCCUCAGAGGACACUGUCCAUGUUGCAUGGAUCAAAACCCCACAGUACAUUAAAGGAUUGCCAAACUGUCUACUGGAAAGGCUUUUUAUCUCUCCACCCCUGGCAAAAGAGCCCACCAAUUCUCUCCCGGGCACCACUGCCAGGCACGUCCACCAAAGGCUUUCAUUCUGAGUCUCACGGGUCUCCUCCUCCAACUAACACCUGCUCCCUCAGCCCUGCCCGGGGUCUCCAAGAACAGUUAGCAUCUCCUGGGCCUGCUCAUUCCAUGCCAGUGCACAACUCCAGUUCCCACACGCACUGGAUGGGACUUUUAGGCCUCUUAGCACUAGCUCUGUCCCCCCAGAAGCGGGGCUUCACUGACAGACAGGACGGGC
Molecule: messenger RNA, 3353 nt
Organism: Mus pahari (shrew mouse)
Lineage: Eukaryota; Metazoa; Chordata; Mammalia; Rodentia; Muridae
Gene: Spata2l
Product: spermatogenesis associated 2 like
Exons: 2
Coding region: 1071-2075 (334 amino acids)
Cellular component (GO): cytoplasm
Source: RefSeq, a predicted model, not a curated record